Messenger RNA from Dermacentor silvarum, 2710 nucleotides. RefSeq lists its product as uncharacterized. NCBI's taxonomy places the organism in Eukaryota, Metazoa, Arthropoda, Arachnida, Ixodida, Ixodidae. The transcript has 2 exons. The record is from RefSeq and is a predicted model, not a curated record. The coding region runs from base 137 to 2122 and encodes 661 amino acids.
ACUGCGUGACACACGUGCCUCGGAAGCAUUCGGGACCUCAACGGCCGAGACGACUUCACUGUACCGACGUCGACCACGGCAUCUGGCCUGUACCGGUGGAGUUGACUGGUGCCUGCGAACGUCCACACCUACCACGAUGUUUUAUGGCUCUUUGGAUGCAAAUGAAAGUUUGGGGCAUUGCACGCAAGCCACCGCAAGCAGAUGUGCCAUCUUUGAUCACUUGAACAGGGUCAACGCUGAAAUAGGCAAAGUUGACCUUGAGCUUUGGGAGGCUGCCCCAGGACGCCUGGAGUUGAAGACAAUAAAGCCUCCUCAAAAUGCUGGGCUAUAUAUCGCUGAGGCGAACCCUUCGGUGUGGCAUCUGCUCGAUUUCAUUCUGCAGCGCCAUCGUUGCAUCUUAUCCAUAGACAUUGAUGAAGAAGGUCGCAACCGACAACUGCAGGCAACCGUUUCCUUGAUCGGCACCCUGGCCCGCAAGGUGCCUUCUCUGGUCAGUCUGCGUGUAUGCGACACUCUAGCGACUGAGGAAGGGCGAGACACUGUGGCCUCUGCCUUGGCCACGGCUUACAGCCUUCAAGAACUGCACAUGCGCAAGGCUACACUCAACGGCUUGUGCGUGCUGCUUUUUCACAAAUUCUUUAGCGCAACCGAAAGGCUGACGACACUUUCGCUUAUUGACGUGCACUUCCACCCUGGCGACUCCGCCCCGCUGUUGCUCAAGGCACUGAAACGGAACUCGAGCAUCCACACGCUGACUCUGGCAGUGUGCACCUGCUUCCAUGGACCCAACCACGGUGCCCUGCUGGCCGCCGUUCUGGCCCGAAAAGAUAGUCUCCGGACGCUCAGCCUGAAGCGAUGCUGCUUCACGUGCCCGGCAGGAGUGCACGCCAUCAUGAAUGCACUUAUCAACAACCGCCACCUGUAUGGGCUGUCGCUACAUGGGUUUAUGUACAGCCGUGUCUUCGAGGAAAUGAUUCCGCGGAUGCUGGUUGGCAACGAUGCACUGCGCACUUUGCGCGUGGAACGUGGCAGCUAUAACGAUCGCUGCAGCUGCAAGGGGGUCGUGCGUUACUGCGGCACGGAUUAUUCUGACGAAAGUGAGAGCAUCGAUCCAAUCACACAAGGCAUUCCACAGAACAAGUGGUUGGAGGAGCUGACCGUCGACCUUUCGUCUUCAACAUUGUCAGAGUGCUUGUGCUUCUUCAAAGCACUAAGGCGGAACAAAACACUGCGCAGGGUCGUCAUCGUCGAUAUCCCCAACAGUGGCACUGCAAAGCUGUACCGGGCUAUGCGAAAGAACGACGUCGAAGGUAGGGUCACCUUCAAGUGCCCGCUCAUUGUCAUGGAAUCCCUGGAGGCGGUUGCAACGUGCAGCGAGAUGUCGCACGUCGUCAUCAACAGCGACAAUCUUGCCAGUGGUGAAAUGCUCGAAGGCGCCUUAGCAUUGCUGCCUCGAUGGGCUCACAUCCGAUACCUCGGCCUGUGCUUUUCGGGAGAGCAAUUUGUGUCUGUGCAAGCUCUUCUAAUCCCUUACCUAGAGGCGAACACGACACUCAGACACCUGUACCUGAACGUUGGAGGGCGCAUCGACGAUUGCCACGUACGCCGAAAUCUUCUCGUGGCCUUAUUGAAGAAUCGGAAUCUGCGAAAACUCCACGUCGAAGGUAGAAUUAUUGUUGACGACGAAGAGGCCGUGGGCGUUGCUUGUGCUUUAUCUGUUAACAGUACACUUUCAGAGUUUCUUUUGUACGGCUACGACGAUGACGAUGAUGCCGAUGACGACGUCCUAGUGGUUGGUGCAAUCUGUACGAUGUUGCGCUACCUUGCACUUGGGCUGGAGGAGAACCACACUCUCUGCUCAUUGGAUCACAACGAGGUUCCACACUCGAGACAUUACCACGCAGUACACAGCGUUGUUAGUCGCAACCGUGCGCUGGCAAUGUGCGCGGCCCACUUUGUGGUAGGCGCCAACCGGAGCGACUACUGUGCCAAUGCCCUGAGCCUCGUCUCACACAGCCCGCAGCUGCUGUUCAAUGUCAUGGAAAUGGCUUCCGUAGAAGAGGCUGUGGCUGCCGCCUGCAUCCAGCGAACCCUGAUGGAGAAUCGUCGGAUCCAGCCUUAGCGUAGUGUCCUGGCCGGAAGUGUCCAACUGUGGUUCCGCUGCGCAAGCAUCUAAAGGACGUUCAGUGGAAGUCAAUAUACAUGGUUGAGGUCCAGAACCUCGAUAUUAUUCAGAGAUUAUAGAUAUGUGUAUGGAAAAGACUGUGCCGCGGGCUACAAGCUUCAUGGCCCCUUUUAAACGUCAACCAAACUAAAAAACUGUUUUCUUUAGCGUUGUACACAAAAAUAUUUUAGGAUCUGUGAUAUUUAUUUCUUGCCUCCUAAGCGAUACUGGAGGCUUAGCUGUUUUAGAUGUUUAGAACAGCACAGCAUUGCGCCACUGAAUAUAUACGCCCUUGGGUGAACAAACUUGUCAGCAGCAGUGACAUCGGUGUUGACGGUUGUUAUAGAAGAAACGCUCAAUAUUGUCCAAAAUUAUCUGCUUUUCUGCAAUGUUUUACAUUCUCUCUAGAUGAAUAACUAUGUAUGAUACAAGUAAAGACGCUUAUCUUUUUAAUUUAAGCCAAUUUGACUGGCAUGAUUUGUUUUGCUGUGCACACGAAUUACCUUCCGAAUGUCUACACUCUACCAAGUUGAUAGAGACAGUCUU